UUAGUUAUUUUCUGAAUUCGAGACCGGCAACACACGAAGAAUAUCUACAAAAAUGACGCCAAACAUUGACAAUUAUAAUGCAGAUGAGCUGGAAGCUCCCGCUUGGUUGAAUGAUCAAUUCUUUAAGGAUGUUCUAGUUCAUCAUCUUAACGAUCCUAAUGUGAAAGUGAUUGACUUUAACACAUCACCAGCAACUGCUAAAGGAGAUCACUACGCAAGUGUCAUGUUUCGGACUAAAGUUGAUUACUCACUGCAAAACAAAACACUUUCUAAGUCCUUGAUAAUUAAGACCAUGCCCGAAAUAGAAGGACAUAAAAAGGAAUUUUUAGGUGAUUCGCACAUUUUCCCCACAGAGAUCGCUAUGUACACUGAAAUAUUACCAAAGUUCGAGGAAAUACUAUCUGAAGCAGGUGAUAAGAUUACGUUUUGUGCCCGUUGCAUUUAUCACAGUCUGGAACCGCGUCAAGUGAUGGUUUUCGAAGAUCUGGUUAUCCAAAACUAUGAAGUAAUACGUAAUAGACCAGCAAGCUUAGAUGAAAUCAAAACUGCGUUGGGAAAACUGGCUAAAUGGCAGGCAGUUAGUUUUAAAUUGUUAAAGGACAAAUCAGGACUGUUCGAUAACUUGCAGUACGAUCUCACAACAUUACCAAAUUUCCUCGAACAAGAUAUUCUAAAAUCUGGGUUUCCGACAUUCUUGGAAGCACUGGACAGUGUGGAAAGUUUAAAAAAAUACCGCAAGUAUUUUGAACCCAUAAAAGAUGUUAUGAUUGAACGAUGGACUAAUAUAAUACGUGAAUACAGAGAGAAUCGUCAAGAAGAUGCUUACUAUGUACUCUGUCAUGGAGACUUCCAUGUAAAAAAUAUGAUGUUCAGGGGCACCGACUGCAUGUUGCUCGACUUUCAGAUGUCGUACGUAGGAUCUAUAACAAAUGACGUGCUCUAUGCGGUCUACAUGCUCUUUAAUCCUGAGGAUCGUCGGGACAACUAUGAUGAACUUAUCUACCACUAUUUUACAACAUUCGCAAAUACAUUAGAAAAGAUUGGUUAUCAGGGAAAGAAGCCUAGUUUGGUUGAAUUUCGGAAGCAGUUAUUUGACAGAAAAUAUUCCGAAAUAUUUUUGAUGAGUACAUUUUUACCAAUCUUUAAUCAUAUGCGUAACGGACAGGAUCCAGCAGAAUUCAUGGAAAAUACUGAGAAAUGUCGUGAGUUAUAUCACAGCAAGGAGUAUCUUGACGACUUGGAGCAUCUUUUGCCUCGUAUGCUUCAUUUGGGAUACUUCGAACAGUUAGAAUAAAUACUGGGAUGAAAUAUAUAAAAAAGUUAUUAUAUCUUG
Molecule: messenger RNA, 1333 nt
Organism: Drosophila sulfurigaster albostrigata
Lineage: Eukaryota; Metazoa; Arthropoda; Insecta; Diptera; Drosophilidae
Exons: 2
Coding region: 53-1294 (413 amino acids)
Source: RefSeq, a predicted model, not a curated record